AUCCCCGCACUAACCCCCAUCUCGUAAACUAAUCAACCCCCGGACCCGGCCCGAUCGCGGGGGCGAUACGCGCCAAGCUUUCACCGCCCGGGGGACUAGUUUGUUCCGUCUCGCGCUCUGCCUCUCUCCCUCUCUCUGUCAGGAGAGCGAGAUGCGGCCGGGAGCAUGAACCAAAAGGGCGGGGGAGGAGGAAUCCGCUGCGGGCCUGCGGGGGGAGCAGAAAACACCAGCGCACUGGCCUUGGGAAUUCCACGGCCUGGAAUCUUCCCCCGCCUCUACUUCUCCCUCCGCGGUGGUGGGUGUCCCAUUCGCCUUUGAUUCCAUUUCCUGUCCCCCGGCUUCCUCAGAUCUGCGAUCCUUAUCCCCCGCCUCCCCGGGUUUCCUCUUCGGCCCACAGUCGAGGAGACGCCAGCCACCGCCGGCCGCUUCGCCUCUUGUGCUCCAAUGAUUUUGUAGGUGGGAGAGUCCGGAGGCUGCUGCUGGGUGGUUCGGUGGCUCAGCCGAGCUCAGGGUGCUUCCGCGCCGUUCUUGCCGGCUGGUGCUUGGAGGUUCUCUGUGCUCGAAGCUGUGUUCAGUUGAUUGGGAGGAUGGAUUUGGGGCGCGUUGGUUCCCGGGACCGGGAGGUGGGUGUUGGUUCGGCUUUCCUCUGAUCGAAUUAGUGCUUAAUUUGAGCCUCCGGUGGUUUCUUUGGGUGGAAAAAAGAAGGUUUGAGUUUUUGGGAUCAGGGAGCUGGCCUACGUCGCAGGACUCCGCUGGUUGUUGGAUCGUCGCCAUUGGCGCCGAGAACCUGCCCUGUCGUAGGGCCCCUCCUGUAUCGAAGUUGGAUUUUGGCGGAGAAAUUUUGCUGCUCUGCAGCCGCUUUAAGCGGCUACCUUUGCUGACCUUUCCUCCCAAAGGACUGACCUUUUGGGUUCCGGCGCUGAUUGGUGAACUGCUGCUGAUCGACGGGUCCUCGGAGUGCUGGUCUAUCUGGGCUAUCAACAGGACAUUUUACGCGGAAGAAAAGUAGUCUCCUGUGCAGAUACUGCUUCCUGGUAUUAACUUGUUCCUUGUGUUGAGCAAAGAUUCUGUCUAGCCAGAAGACAGAGUGCUCCUCCUUUUAUCCUGUCCAGAGCUCAAUACAGUGUUCUAAAUCCAUAUUGGCGUACUAAUAAGAGUGGAUAAGGAGGAUCUUGGCCUUAAACGAGUGGAGCAAAGCAAUGGAUAUGCCUAUGCCUUCCAACCGUGCCGGCUGCAACGGUAACAUCAGCAGCCCCAUGGGGUCUUCAGAUGAUCCCUUUGGUGUUGCUGCCACGAUGAACUUUGAUGGAUACUCAGAGCUCUGCAGCCCUUCAGUUGCUGAUCAGAUAUUCUCGAUGCUGAAUGAUCCCUCGGCUGCACAGCAGAUGUUUGCUAUGUGGUCAUCCUUGGGAUCGUCUCCGCGUGCUUCUGCUAUGAGAGACGACAUGCCAUUUGGCACCUAUUCUGAACCUAUGGAUGCAACAGCAGCACCUACUCAAAGGAGCAAUUCGGCAUCGGCGUUGAGUCCAACUGGUGUGGACAGAGAGCUAAAAGUUUCAGAUGAACUUGUUCCACAUAAUGGUUUGCAACAAGGAAGUAACAUCAUUCCGAGGUCUGUGGGCAACUUUCUUGCAGACAAGAUGCUCAUGGCCCUGUCUUUGUUCAGGAAGUCAUUGAGCGAUGGUGUUCUUGCCCAAGUCUGGAUGCCUGUUGAGCACGAUGGUCGUGUCGUGCUGAGUACGUUCGAGCAGCCUUUUCUACUUGACCAGGAUCUUGCAGGUUACAGAGAGGUGUCUCGGAAUUUCCUGUUUUCAGUGAAGGAGGAGCCUGGGCUGCACCUAGGGCUUCCAGGGAGGGUCUUCAUAUCUGGGGUGCCAGAGUGGACCUCAAGUGUUCUCUAUUAUAGUAAGCCAGAGUAUUUGAGAAUGGACCAUGCUCUUCGUCAUGAAAUACGUGGGUCACUUGCUAUGCCAAUUUAUGACCCCAGCAAGGGCUCUUGUUGUGCAGUGCUUGAACUUGUCACAAACAAGGAGAAGCCUGAUUUUGAUGCGGAGAUGGACAGCGUUUGCAAUGCCUUGCAGGCUGUGAACUUGCUGACAACAACAGAUCGCAGCGAUAAGAAGGUUUACUCUGAAAAUCAGAAAUCUGCUUUCACUGAGAUUUUGGAUGUUUUAAGAGCCAUUUGUCAUGCACACAUGCUUCCAUUGGCCCUUACAUGGGUUCCUACAUCAAAUGGCAUUUCUAAUGGUUCUUGUGCUGGAAAGAAUAUUGGGGUUGAUUCACAAUCAGGAAAAGCAGUACUUCGUGUCCAUGAAUCAGCUUGUUAUAUUAAUGAUGCAAAGAUGCAGGGGUUUCUUCAUGCAUGUGCUGAGCGUCAUCUUGAGAAAGGGCAGGGUAUUGCUGGCCGAGCACUUAAAUCCAAUCUGCCAUUCUUCUCGCCUGAUAUAAGAGAGUACAGUAUUGAAGACUACCCGCUUGCACACCAUGCUCGUAAGUUUGGUCUGCAUGCUGCUGUAGCCAUCCGGUUGAGGAGCACGUACACCGGUAACGAUGACUACAUUCUAGAAUUCUUUCUCCCAGUCAACUGCAAGGGCUGUGGAGAGCAACAGAUGUUAUUAAACAACCUUUCCAGCACCAUGCAAAGAAUAUGCAAGAGUUUGCGAACAGUUUCUGAAGCGGAGGUUGAUAAUGCUGGUGCUUCUGGUACAGCAAUGCAUGAGAAGACUAAUGGAACUUUACCAACUGGUAACACUGAAAGUUCCUCGCAUGAUGACCAGCCAAUUACAGAAUCUGCAUUCCAAGAUCUAUCUUUGGGUGACAAACAAGGAGAUAGAGAACCUGACCAGGCAUAUAGUAGCUCAAUGCGAGUUGCAGAGAAAAAACGCAGUACAUCCGAGAAGAAUUUUAGUUUGGAUGUUCUUCGCAAAUACUUUUCUGGGAGCCUGAGGGAUGCUGCAGUGAGCCUUGGUGUUUGUCCAACAACUUUGAAACGGAUAUGCAGACAACAUGGAAUUUCGCGAUGGCCAUCUCGAAAGAUAAACAAGGUCAAUCGUUCAUUGAAGAAGAUCCAGACUGUCAUUAACUCGGUCCAUGGUGUGGAUAGAUCCUUGCAGUAUGAUCCUGCUACUGGUUCCCUAGUUCCAGCAGCCUCUCUUCCAGAUAAGAUGCAAUUCUCUGCUUGUGAUACAUUGCCUACUUCAUCUGUUGGAAAACCAAUGGAGGAAAAAUCUAGCCCGAAAUCAGAACAAGGUUUAUCCUCACCUGAUGGAUGGCAAAGAGAAACUUGCCAAUUUCACGUAUCAAGUAUAUCGAAAAGAGAAGGUGAUGAAGUUCGAAUGUUGGCAAACGACAACAAUAGCAGUAGAAACUGUGCUUCUGAUGUUGCAAAGGUCACACCACAUUCAAACUCUGAAGGUGCACAAGGUCCAUUGUAUCCCAUUGGUGCUGUUAAUUCUUUGUGUACCGGAGAAAUAGGCUACAUCAGUUCUCCGACCUCUCUCCACCCAAGCAUCGAUAGUGUCGAAGACCCUACAAUGGGAAGGAAUUCAUCAUUUGUACAACAAGCAGAUGUCACUAUGGUCGACGGUCAUGACACCAAGGAGCACACCCAUCCUUCCACCUCCGGUAUGACUGAUUCUUCCAGCGGCAGUGCAUCAAGUCAACCUACUUUCAAGGGGAACCCAGGACAUGUCCUCAAAGAUAGAAGCAGCCCAGCGCUGACAGUCAAGGCUACCUACAACGGUGACACUGUGCGGUUCAAAUUCCUACCAGCGAUGGGCUGGUAUCACUUACUGGAAGAGAUAGCAAAGAGGUUCAAGCUGAUGACAGGAGCGUUCCAGCUCAAGUACAAGGAUGAUGAGGAUGAAUGGGUGAUCCUGGCGAACGACUCUGAUCUCCAGGAGUGUGUGGACGUCCUGGAUUUGAUCGGCUCGCGCAAUGUGAAGCUGCAGGUGCGUGACCUCCCAUGCCUCAUCAGCAGCUCGGGCAGCAGCAGCUGCUUGCAGGUGGAAGCGCACAGCUCAUGACAGCAUGAGAAACCUAGGGCGUCGUCCCUAAACCGUAGCCUGUUGUAGUAGGUCUAGUAUUCUGUUGCAGCCAUAGAGGAUCUGCGUUUGUGCUCACGCGAUGCCGUCUAUGGAAUGUACAAAUGGCUAGAGUGAAAAAAGAAAGUGUAAUACUCGUCGCACAGAUCUCGUGCACGGUUGAAACAGUGUCGAAAAGAUCUUGGCAUAAUCUGUUGUCACUUGUCAGUUUCAAGGUCUUGACAAUAAUCUGUUGUCACGGUGCCUGUACAUCUGAAGGAGGAAACCGGUAUUUCUGAACUUCCUGUCUUGUCAACUUCAGUCUAUUCCUUUCAGUAAUUCAGUUCCCUUGAGAAAUAUAUCUGUGCUUUGGACGGCUGCUGUCGUACCCUGUGUGGCUGUGUAGCGUAGCUACAAAGCCAUGUGGACAGCGGAUACGAAGCGUUUUGGAGUCAGUUUCGAACAAUCUUUUCUCCGAUCUCCUAGUAGUGACGGCCUGGCAUCCUGACAUUUUGGCUUUGAUUGCUCGAGGUGCGGGCUGCUUUCCGACCCAGCACGACUCUGGUUGUGCUGCUGAAACUGAAAGCGUGGAGCUGCUCGUGAGACCGGACGGGAGAGCUACUGUUUGUUUGUACUGAGGCCCAUCACAAGUCGUCCAUCCGGGAAGAAUAGCAGCUCGCCCUCGCCGUCAGGGCAGGACGAGGGAGGCCGGCAACUAGUGCUAUCAGAGGCUAUCGGCUGUCAACGGCGCAACUUGCAGAAUGUUUCCGUGGUGCGGAACGGCUGGACUGUCAGUUUUGCGUGAAGCUGGUGAUUUAAUCGUGGUGAUUGGUGAAGAAGAAGAGCUCCAGGAGCCGGAGAGCCUUUCAGAUCAAUUUGGAUCACUUGCGGGCAGGAUAAUUUCAGAGAGAUUAGGAUUACCUAAUCACUAUCAGCAGCACUCGGUCGGCAUGGCCUUCCUCGCGUGUAGUUUUGUACUCAUAUAAUUUCUCUCUUUUAGCAGGCAUGUUAGGAAGUCCUUUUCUUUUCAAAAAAUAAAAAAAUAGAUGACCUAAAGCUGCAAGCAGCAGUUAAUGCCACACAACCCGUGCUUGUAAAUGUUAUAAAAACAAAUCUGGUAAACAGUUACUGCUCCA
Messenger RNA from Panicum hallii, 5158 nucleotides. RefSeq names its product protein NLP2-like. The record is from RefSeq and is a predicted model, not a curated record. The coding region runs from base 1200 to 4025 and encodes 941 amino acids. Gene Ontology annotation, molecular function: DNA-binding transcription factor activity; protein binding. Lineage: Eukaryota; Viridiplantae; Streptophyta; Magnoliopsida; Poales; Poaceae. The transcript has 5 exons.